Phaeoacremonium minimum UCRPA7 is the source of this 1755-nucleotide messenger RNA. RefSeq names its product putative 26s proteasome non-atpase regulatory subunit 3 protein. Gene Ontology annotation, biological process: ubiquitin-dependent protein catabolic process; regulation of protein catabolic process. The transcript has 3 exons. Gene Ontology annotation, cellular component: proteasome complex; proteasome regulatory particle, lid subcomplex. The record is from RefSeq and is a predicted model, not a curated record. NCBI's taxonomy places the organism in Eukaryota, Fungi, Ascomycota, Sordariomycetes, Togniniales, Togniniaceae. Gene Ontology annotation, molecular function: enzyme regulator activity. Bases 1 to 1755 code for a protein of 584 amino acids.
AUGCCUGGGAAGACUCCCAACGGUAACGGCAAGGAGCCCGUCGAGAACGGCGGGUAUUCCGGCAGCAAAGACAUCGAGAUGAAGGACGAGUCAUCACUAAAGGGAAAGGGCAAGAAGGCCCUCAAGGAGGGCGACGAUGAGAUGACAGUUGUCGUGCCGCCGUCCAAGAAGCAGUCCUCUGCACCACAACCGAAUGAUGGUGAUGGCGACGUUGCCAUGGAUGACUCUGACAAGGCUGAUGACGGGGAGGUUAAGGUUGACCCUGUUGUGCAAGCCGUAUCAGAUAUCAAGAGCAAUUUUGCUUUGCUAGAUCGCGCCGUGGUACUUUUCGAUGCCAGAUUUACUCUCAGAGCCCUGCGGUCCAUCUCAUCUAUCCGAAAACGUCUCACACCCGAUAUCCUCGCACAAGUCAUCGUUGAGACUUUCCCCGCAACAGUUUCCUCAGGGAAUGCCGCAAAGCAGCUUCUGAUUGCACUCGGGAAGGAACACCUACCGCUCGGCCGACAGCCAGGCCCUGAGAUGGAAGUUGACAGCGAGCCGAAGGCGCCCGUUAAGAACGGGGCCAAGAAGGAGGUUAAGGAAAUCAUUCCUGAGAUCGACAUCUUCCUCGGCAUCCUAAUUCAAGUUCAUCUGUUUGAUUCUAAACAGUUUGAGCGUGGUUCUGAGUUUUCACAAUACCUGUCCGGCCGCAUCCACAGCCUCAACCGCCGAACGUUAGACUCUCUCGCAGCCAAGGUCUAUUUCUACUACUCUUUGUUCAGCGAGAGCAUCGCGCCUCUACCUCCGUCACCGCAGUCUCCGAUUAUCGCCAUCCGACCUACCCUUCUCGCAGCUCUGCGAACAGCUGUCCUGCGAAAGGAUAUCGAUACUCAGGCAUCGGUCAUCGUUCUACUGCUGCGAAACUACCUCCUAACGUCUCACAUUGCCCAAGCGGACCUCCUGGUCUCACACACACAAUUCCCCGAGAAUGCUGCCAACAACCAGGUCGCACGAUUCCUCUACUAUCUCGGUCGCAUUCGCGCCAUCCAGCUCCGCUACACUGAGGCACACGAGCACCUGACGGCUGCGACCCGCAAGGCUCCUUCAAGUCAAUGCGCUCUUGGCUUCGCACAGACAGCCACCAAGCUUCUGCUUGUCGUUGAGCUUCUAAUGGGCGACAUUCCAGACCGAGCGACCUUCCGUCUGCCUACGAUGGAGCAGGCGCUGCACCCAUACUUCCUACUGGUCCAGGCCGUCCGAAUUGGCAACUUAGAAGAUUUCGAGACAACGAUUGCUGACCAUGCGGACACUUUCCGUCGGGAUGGGACCUACACUCUGAUUCUGCGCCUGCGGCAAAACGUCAUCAAGACCGGCAUUCGUAUGAUGUCCUUGUCAUACUCGCGCAUCUCACUGAGGGAUAUUUGCAUCCGACUACAUCUGGGUUCUGAGGAGUCUGCGGAGUACAUUGUGGCCAAGGCGAUUCGAGAUGGAGUUAUUGAGGCGACACUAGAUCGCGAGCGUGGCUUUAUGAAGAGCAAGGAGAUCGGUGAUGUGUAUGCUACGCGGGAACCCGGCGAGGCUUUCCACGACCGUAUUCGGGCGUGUCUUGCACUACAUGAUGAGAGCGUCAAGGCUAUGCGAUUCCCCAUGAACCAGCAUCGACUUGAGCUCAAGAAUGCCCAGGAGGCUCGGGAACGUGAGCGUGAAAUGGCCAAGGAGAUCCAAGAGGGUGAUUUGGACGAGGACGACCUGGGCGGCGAGUUUGAGGGCAUGUAA